Botrytis fragariae is the source of this 876-nucleotide messenger RNA. RefSeq lists its product as uncharacterized. The transcript has 2 exons. The record is from RefSeq and is a predicted model, not a curated record. Lineage: Eukaryota; Fungi; Ascomycota; Leotiomycetes; Helotiales; Sclerotiniaceae. Bases 1 to 876 code for a protein of 291 amino acids.
AUGGAAAGCAAUUCUUCCCUCCAAUCGACGAGAAGUGAUUCAAAUUUUAAUGAGAAAAUGAAAGAAGGGGUGGUCUUCUCAGAGAAGAGCCCGGCAUAUGAUAUAAAGAAGGAAGCAGAAGACACACAUUGGAAUGAGAAAGAAAGGAGAAGUAGCAGAGAAAAUAGAAGGUUAUCAUGCUGCGGACGCAUUAUCUGCGGGGAAUGUAUAGAGGGCAAUGAGAGAUUCGGGAGUUACUGUCCUUUCUGUCAGGUUAGGAGUGCAGAAGCGGUGGAUAAUACAGUAGCAGCUUCCACGCCGUCGGAACAACCACCCUCCUACGAAUCCCUUCAUUCUUCCGAAUCGAAUUCACGAGCUUCCCCUCCUACUUACUCUCACACUCUAGACUCAAAAUCAGAAGCCCAAACUCAGUCACAGUCGAGAAACGAACCACAAUCUGAAGAUACCCUCCACUUCCUCUCGCACGCCACCGAUUCCAUGACUUCUCUAUCCUUUCGCUACGGUGUACCAAUUGAUGUGUUGCGAAAGAAAAAUGGUAUAACAAGUGAUCACCUCCUUCUUGCCAGAAAAACAAUAUUGAUACCUGGGGAAUGGUAUAAAGGGGGAGUGAGUUUGAGCCCGCGGCCUGUGGAAGGGGAGGAAGAAGAGAGGAGGAAGAGUUGCGUGAGAAGAUUCAUGGUUGGGUGUAAAGUUUCUGAAUACGACAUUGCAGUCCUAUACCUCGAACAAGCGAACUACGACCUAGAGCUCGCAAUGGGAAUAUACAAAGAUGACGAGAGAUGGGAGAAAGAAAAUCCUAUAUCGGAUAAAGGGAAAGGAAAAGGGAAGUCGAGAUAUGAUGUUGCGAAGAGAAGAUUCACAGGACAGAGAUCAUGA